AUGCUGGACGAGAUCCGUCGGUAUUUCAGGGCGGUCCGGGAGAGCGACAACGGACAUCAGGGAGUUCGGUCUCGGUGGUGUGUGGUCAUCGAUGAAGGUGCUUUGCAAUCCAUCAUCCGCCACCCCGAGCCACAGAGUGGCCGAAAAGGCGACUGGGUCACGGUGGUGGAUCCGAAUUAUCGAGGAGGCAGCAGUUACAACACGCGAUACUACCCGGGAUAUUUCCGCUUAUAUCUGGAUGACCUCUGGAGCUUGACUCGUAUUGGGCGCGCCCUAGGGCUGGAUGAUGUCUGUGGAAGAAUGAAAGGACCCAAUGACGUUCCCUGGUUCGAUUCUGAUAUGCUCACCUCCUACCGACCAGCAAAUAGAGGAAAGUGCAAAUUUUUUUUGCUCUCCGAAGAUUGGAUCGGUCCGGGAGAGCCACUGAAAGCCAGCGACAUGUGGGAAGUUGAUCAUACAGCUGCUGAGCAUUAUGGCGAGGUUGAGCGAUGGUUUAUUAACCUUAAAAUCGUGUUACGCGACCUCAAAAUUCGACCUCGAAAUCUAUGGAAUUUUGACGAGACCGGAUUCGUUGUUGAACAGGGAAAAAAUGAAGCAGUGGUAACAGCAUACCCAAAAACAUCAGAAAGAGUUUUUAGCCUGUCAUCUCGAGAAUCUAUUACCGUCGUUGAGUGUAUUAACGCCGAAGGUGAAAAGCAUACGGAGGAAUGGUAUCAACAUAUCAAGGAUGAAGAAUGGCUUGUUGCACCAGCUAAGAAUGGGUUUAUCACUGAUGAGAUCGUAUUCGAAUGGCUUCAACAUUUUAACAUUAUACGCAUCCUGGAGAUUCAAGCCGGCGGUUACUACUCAUGGAUAAUCAUACAACCCAUCUCACUAUCGAAUUCGUUGAUUACUGCGAACAAGGGCACAUUCAAUUAUUCACUUUUCCUCCACAUUCAACGCAUCUUUUACAACCGCUUGAUGGUAUCCUUUUUCAGCAAUAUAAACACGUUCAUGGAAGAGUGGUGA
Molecule: messenger RNA, 1008 nt
Organism: Talaromyces stipitatus ATCC 10500
Lineage: Eukaryota; Fungi; Ascomycota; Eurotiomycetes; Eurotiales; Trichocomaceae
Exons: 4
Coding region: 1-1008 (335 amino acids)
Source: RefSeq, a predicted model, not a curated record